Molecule: messenger RNA, 687 nt
Organism: Dibothriocephalus latus
Lineage: Eukaryota; Metazoa; Platyhelminthes; Cestoda; Diphyllobothriidea; Diphyllobothriidae
Source: the annotation of a GenBank genome assembly
AUGAAGCUACCAUCUCGCAGUCCAGGGGAGGCGGGGGGUGGGGGCACCACCAUCUCCACAGCAAAACCAAAGUGCACGGCUGUUAACUCCCCCGACAGGACUCCUGCAGGCACCCGUCUGAUCGGUUCCAGGUGUAGUGGUGCGGCGACCAUCCAGUCUCGCCUGUCUACUCUCUGCUCCCCACGUUUCGCACCACCUGAGCUCCCAAUUCAUGCUUCACCUCCGCGUCAUAUCGACACAGCUAAUGCAAAUAACAACAUAAACGUCGCGGCCCUGAUGGACCACUCACCUCCCCAAUCGUCAGUCCGGCUAGGCAGCCAGAAGCUGUCACUUGAGGGGCACCUCGAUCAGCCGUUACCACUGCCCCGGUUUACCUCGUCACCCACAAGGGACUCCGCAUCGGAAGCCCUGAUUUUGGAUGAAGUUGGCAGCCGAGGAGGAGGAGUUGUCAACCGCCACCAGGUUGUUCCCCCAUCACCGCCCUUCUCAGUUAAGUACGCCUGGGAGACCACUUUCUCUCUCCUCUCACAGGAGGAGGCCGAGGAAGAGGAUGAGGAAGAGGAUUCUGCUGUGGUCUCGCCGGGACCUUUCAGUCCGCCAUCUACCUCCUCCGGGCAGGAUGUCGGCUCCGGCAGUUUCCUCUCUAAGAAACACAGGCGAAUGUCGAAAAGUCUGCCCAACUUUUCA